Coffea eugenioides is the source of this 690-nucleotide messenger RNA. RefSeq names its product tocopherol O-methyltransferase, chloroplastic-like. NCBI's taxonomy places the organism in Eukaryota, Viridiplantae, Streptophyta, Magnoliopsida, Gentianales, Rubiaceae. The transcript has 4 exons. Bases 285 to 527 code for a protein of 80 amino acids. The record is from RefSeq and is a predicted model, not a curated record.
CAUAGCAGGUUUCCUUUGAAGUGGAAGAUGCAUUGAAUCAGCCAUUUGAAGAUGGUUCAUUCGAUUUAAUUUGGUGCAUUGAAUGUGCAGAUCACAUAAGCGACAAAACAAAGUUUGUUCAUGAGUUGAAUCGGGUGGCUGCCCCUGGUGCUACUAUCAUUUUAGUUACUUGGUGUCAUAGGGAUCUUUCGCCCCUUGAACAAGAUUUGCAUCCGGAUGAGAAAAAGUUACUGACCCAAGUGGUGAGCGGAAGUCGUGCUAAGUGGAUUUCUGCUGCUGAUUAUAUGAAUUUAUUCAAGUCAUGCUCUUUUCAGGAGAUCAAGUAUGCAGACUGGUCUCCACACGUUGCUCCACAUUAUGCAGAAAUGAGGAAGAUAACGUUGUCAUGGAAGGGAAUCAUGUCGUAUGUUAGACAUGUUGGAUGGAGGCAAAUGAGCAUCAAGUUUCUGAUGAUGCCGUCAGUGUUCGACACAUUCAAAAAUGGUCUGCUUAAGUAUUGCAUUCUUACGUGCCAGAAGCCUCAGUAGUUCAGUUCCAGUGAUGUUUAAUGUCCAUGCAUAAAUAUCACUCCACAGUCGAUAGUUCCUUGUUUUUCUUUCUCAAAAGCUAAUUUGUACUUGUAUUGUUCCUCAAAACGUGAGAAUCUUUCUGAUUUUGAGAUUUACCAUUAGAAUUUUCCUUUUUUUUUUC